Messenger RNA from Lactuca virosa, 453 nucleotides. NCBI's taxonomy places the organism in Eukaryota, Viridiplantae, Streptophyta, Magnoliopsida, Asterales, Asteraceae. The record is from the annotation of a GenBank genome assembly.
AUGGGGUAUUACAACACCUCUAUUCCUCCUGUGAUUUUGAGGAACAUUAUGGAAAACCCUGGUUGGUACACCCAAUACACUCCCUACCAGGAUGAAAUUGCACAGGGAAGGCUCGAAUCCCUGCUCAAUUUCCAAACCAUGGUAACGAAUCUUACUGGUUUACCCAUGUCAAAUGCUUCAUUACUCGAUGAAGGAACCGCAGCUGCAGAAGCCAUGACGAUGUGCAAUAACAUCCAGAAGAAUAAGAAGAAAACAUUCAUCAUCGCAAGCAAUUGCCACCCACAAAUGACCGAUAUCUGUAAAACCAUAGCAGAUGGUUUCGAUCUUAAAGUGGUCACAUCAGAUCUGAAAGAUUUCGAUUACUCUUUUGGUGAAGAAGAUGGAUCGGGUCAAGGACUAAUUAUAAUAGUCAAGGGGCCUGUUGUGCCAUUUCAGUACGAUGAAGCCCCAUAA